AUGUAUAUCGCGAAAUUUCUUAGUAUACCAUUAUUGGUCGGCGCCUUUCUGGCCGGCAUAGUUCUCUAUGCUUUGGUCAAGGCCUUCAAGUCUCCUCUCCGCAGCCUACCUGGACCUUGGUACACUCAUUUCACUCACCUCUUCCUCAAAUAUCAGAUCCUCACUGGCAACCGCGUUCACUACAUACACGCAUUGCACCAGCGCUAUGGACCAGUUGUGCGCGUUUCGCCCGGAGAAGUUGCCGUCAGUGACCUAGACGCGUUUUCGAAGAUCCACAAGAUUGGUUCUGGAUUUGUCAAGUCGGCUUGGUACGAUGCCGUAACUCCCGACCGAGAACCAGGCAUCUUUGUCAUGAGAGAUCCCCAUCAGCACGCUGCCCGAAGACGGUUGUUUGCUCGUGCUUUCAGUGUCAGCUCGUUGUUGACCAAUUGGGAGUCGGAAAUCAGAGAAAAAGCCGAGCUUGCGGUGAAGAGCAUAAAGCGAGAUGCCCAGAGUACUGGGGCGGACGUGUUCAAGUGGUGGACUCUUAUGGCGACGGAUGUGAUCGCUCAUCUUUCAUUUGGGGAAUCAUUUCGAAUGCUGGAGCUAGGCAAGCAAACUCCUUACAUCGAUGCCAUCCAGUCCGCCCUUCUUAUGAGCGGCAUUCGUGCCGAGCUGUCAUGGAUCUAUCCUCUUCUCAAGCGUCUGCCUUUACAAGGAUUAAAGACAUUGCUGAAUGCCGACAACGUCGUCCUCGAGCACGGUUCUAUAGCUGUUCGUAACAUGCAAAGUGCAGGGGACGGUCUCAGCAAGGCGAACUUGUUCAGCCAAAUGCUGGCAGAGUCUGACAGUCAGGAAAAGACAAGUCUCUCCAUGUCAAGCGUGCAGGCAGAAGCAGGCAAUCUAAUCGUCGCUGGAUCAGACACUACGGCUGUGACGCUGACGUAUCUUAUCUGGGCCGUUCUCAAGCAACCCCAGCUUCAAGCUGAACUGGAGCAUGAGAUAUCAGAGCUCAGUGAUGAGUUGACUUUUGAUGAGCUCAAGAGUGCCCCGCUUCUCAAUAGUGUCAUUGAAGAGACACUUCGUCUAUAUGGUGCAGCUCCUGGUGCUCUUCCACGCGUCGUGCCUGGUAAGGGUCUCGAUGUUUGCGGCCAUUACAUCCCUCCCGGUACUGUUGUCAGCACUCAAGCGUUUACAUUGCACCGCAACGAAAACAUUUUUAAUGACGCACAGAGGUUCAAUGGCCAUCGCUUCAUGGACAAGUCCACGCUCACAGCAGCGCAAAAGACUGCCCUGUCUCCAUUUGGGGCUGGAUCAAGAAUCUGCAUUGGUCUACACUUGGCUUGGAUGGAGCUACGACUUGGUGCCGCGCUAUUCUUCCGUGAAUGCCGUAGCGCCAGGCUAAGCCCUGAGAUGACUGAUGAGAUGAUGGAGAUGGAGAAUAGGUUCUUGAUUGCACCCAAGGGGCAUAAAUGCAUUGUUAAUCUGUGA
Molecule: messenger RNA, 1470 nt
Organism: Fusarium subglutinans
Lineage: Eukaryota; Fungi; Ascomycota; Sordariomycetes; Hypocreales; Nectriaceae
Product: cytochrome p450 3a17
Exons: 3
Coding region: 1-1470 (489 amino acids)
Molecular function (GO): monooxygenase activity; heme binding; oxidoreductase activity, acting on paired donors, with incorporation or reduction of molecular oxygen
Source: RefSeq, a predicted model, not a curated record